ACAUAACCUAAAAGAAUCAGGUCAUUCAUUUCUAUGUCAUUUUUCUAUAUUGUUUAUUUUAUUAUUGUUUGUCAAAUAAUUUCAACUUAACGUUGUGGAUACGUUUCGUUACCAAAGAUAAAAAAAUAUAAUUAAUAAAUAAACUUGUGGAAAUGUUGCAAAAAAUAAAUAACUUAUUACGGAUUACUGGUUAUGGUCAACAACUAAGCAUGCGUUAUUUAAAUUUUGUACCUGUCGUAGUUGAACAAAGCGGAAGAGGAGAACGUGCAUAUGAUAUUUAUUCUCGUCUUUUAAAAGAACGAAUAAUAUGUCUUAUGGGUCCGAUUACAGAUAAUGUUUCCUCAGUAGUUAUAGCUCAAUUACUUUUUCUUCAAUCAGAGAGUAGUAAAAAUCCUAUUCAUAUGUAUAUUAAUUCACCUGGCGGAAGUGUGACAGCAGGACUGGGUAUUUAUGAUACUAUGCAAUAUGUCCUACCACCUGUUGCAACAUGGUGCGUAGGACAAGCUUGUUCAAUGGCGAGCUUACUUUUAGCUGCUGGAGCAAAAGGCAUGAGACAUUCAUUACCUAAUGCUAGAAUUAUGACUCAUCAACCAUCUGGUGGAGUAUCUGGUCAAGCUACAGAUAUUCAAAUUCAAGCCCAAGAGAUAUUAAAACUUAAAAAACAAAUUAAUAAAUUAUAUGUCAAACAUACUGGAUUGGAUUUAGAAAAAAUAGAACGCAGCAUGGAAAGAGAUAAUUUCAUGAGUCCUUCUCAAGCUAAGGAAUUUGGAAUAAUAGAUAAGGUACUUGCACAUCCUUUACAAGAGGAAGAAGAAAAUCCAUCUGCGACAACAUUAUCAGAGCAAACUGUAAAUGCUACUAUAUCAACUUAAUGUUAUUUUAAUUAAAUUGAAGGCGCACAAAGAAAAUGUCUUCAUUUUAUACGAGUUUCAUGUAUUUAUGAACGUAUCUGAUCUCGCAUGGUAGCUAUGUUAUAUAAAAAUAUUUAAAAAGAUA
Molecule: messenger RNA, 996 nt
Organism: Vespula pensylvanica (western yellowjacket)
Lineage: Eukaryota; Metazoa; Arthropoda; Insecta; Hymenoptera; Vespidae
Gene: ClpP
Product: ATP-dependent Clp protease proteolytic subunit
Exons: 6
Coding region: 153-872 (239 amino acids)
Biological process (GO): protein quality control for misfolded or incompletely synthesized proteins
Cellular component (GO): endopeptidase Clp complex
Molecular function (GO): ATPase binding; ATP-dependent peptidase activity; serine-type endopeptidase activity
Source: RefSeq, a predicted model, not a curated record